Molecule: messenger RNA, 885 nt
Organism: Cyphellophora europaea CBS 101466
Lineage: Eukaryota; Fungi; Ascomycota; Eurotiomycetes; Chaetothyriales; Cyphellophoraceae
Exons: 4
Coding region: 1-885 (294 amino acids)
Biological process (GO): transcription initiation at RNA polymerase I promoter; nucleolar large rRNA transcription by RNA polymerase I
Cellular component (GO): RNA polymerase I upstream activating factor complex; nucleus
Molecular function (GO): RNA polymerase I cis-regulatory region sequence-specific DNA binding
Source: RefSeq, a predicted model, not a curated record
AUGGCUCGUAUGUUAUUCCCUUCAUCAAAGAGCCAGCUUGCUAAGUUGCUAGUCCCGUCCGAGGUUCGACUGAAGUACGUGAACAUAAUCGACGACUUCCUCGACGAUGCAGAUCUCACCACCGUAUCCGUCAAGCAAGCGCGCAAUGCUAUCCAGAGCAAAGUUCAAUAUGAUAUUACUCCUCACAAGUCGGCUAUCAACGAGCUCGUCCGCGAGCGCUUCGAUGUAGUUGAGGCCAAGCGCAACGGUGCCGAACAUCCUCUUCCUUCGGUAGAGACUGAGGAACCUGCUGCAGCUCAUACCAAUGGCAUUCACAAGUCCAAGUCUUCAGACCCGUCGAACACCUCUCCCACACCCGACAGCUCACCAGUCAAGCGCGAAGCAUCUGAAGACGAGCUCUCCGAUGUCAUCGAUGAUGCGCCUCCUAGGAAGAAGAGGAAAGCCAGCAUUGAGGAUGAUGCCACACUAGCUGCAAGACUACAGGCCGAGGAAGACAAGAUGGCCCGUCCUACAAGAGGCGGCGCUCCUCGCAAGGCCGCUUCUAGCAAGAAAAAGAAAACUCCGAAAAAGAAGACCCAGGCUCGCGUUACGGGAUCAGAUGACUCUGAUGUGCCGAGCGAGGACAAGCCAAAAAAGAACACCGGCUUUCACAAACCUCUCAACCUCUCUCCAGCUCUUACGGCGCUUCUCGGGGACUCACAGCUCUCACGGCCCGAGGUAACGAAACGCCUCUGGAAGCACAUCAAGGGAAACGACCUACAAGAUCCUGCGGACAAGCGGUACAUACGUUGCGACGACCCUAUGCGUAGUGUCUUCAAACAAGACCGGGUGCACAUGUUCACCAUGACGAAGCUGGCUAACGAGCACAUGUUCCCCAUCGACUGA